Molecule: messenger RNA, 627 nt
Organism: Solanum stenotomum
Lineage: Eukaryota; Viridiplantae; Streptophyta; Magnoliopsida; Solanales; Solanaceae
Product: 60S acidic ribosomal protein P2-like
Exons: 3
Coding region: 84-422 (112 amino acids)
Biological process (GO): cytoplasmic translational elongation
Cellular component (GO): cytosolic large ribosomal subunit; ribosome
Molecular function (GO): structural constituent of ribosome
Source: RefSeq, a predicted model, not a curated record
GUUUCUUCAUAAACCCUAGGAGCAGCACUGAAGGUCCGCCAUUUGAAGGCUCAAUUUGCUCAAAAUCUCCAAAAAAAGAGAAAAUGAAGGUUAUCGCCGCUUACUUGUUGGCCGUCUUGGGUGGCAACACCUGCCCUACAGAGAAGGAUUUGAAGAAAAUCCUUGCAUCUGUUGGAGCUGAGGCUGAUGAUGAUAGGAUUCAACUUCUUCUCUCUCAAGUUGAGGGCAAAGAUAUCACUGAGUUGAUUGCUGCCGGCAGAGAAAAGUUGGCUUCAGUACCUGCUGGUGGAGGUGCUGCUUGUGCAGUUGCUGCACCUGGUGGUGGCGGUGCUGCUGCACCUGCUGCUGCGGAGAAGGAAGAAAAGAAAGUUGAAGAAAAAGAGGAGUCAGAUGAUGACAUGGGCUUCAGUCUUUUUGAUUAGAAGAAGUCGAAGAAUUCAGUUUAUGAAGUGUUGUCCCCUUUUCCAUUUGUUGUUCCCCUUGAGUGUAUUUUAGGAGGUUUAUUGUCUACUUACAGAUUUUGCUUGAACUUAGAAUUUUCAUGGAAAACAUUGGUAAACAGUUGAAAUUAUAAUAUGUAUUUCAAAUGUUCAGCUUGGUUCAAUAUAUCUAUCCCUUUUUAUCUUA